AUGUUCUCGCAGCAGCCAAAGCGAAGAGAUACUGACGAUGGAGAUUUCAAUUCGAUGCCUCAAAGUCAGCAAAGUCAGCCUCGCAACCCAAAGAGAUUUAGACGAUCGAUGCACGAAUAUGAGAUCAGAGGAAUCACAGUAAAGUUUCCUUUUGCUGCUUAUGACUGCCAAAUCGAACUAAUGUCCAAAAUCAUUGAAUCACUUCAAACGAGAGGAAACGCUCUUAUUGAAUCGCCAACUGGAACAGGCAAAACGCUGUGCUUGCUGUGCGCGACACUCGCAUGGAGAGAAGCGUAUAUCGCAAGACAACAGUUGCAUCGAGCUGCCAAGGAGAAACCUCUACCUCCAGGUGCUGAUGCUACAAGAGAACAAUUGGAUGCUAUGAUCUCUACAAAUCCUGCCAACGAAAAGUAUGAAGAAGAUCCACCAAAGAUUUACUAUGCAUCUCGUACACAUUCGCAACUAUCGCAAUCUGUCCGUGAACUCAAGGCUACAGCCUAUAAACCGAGAAUGACUGUGCUCGGGAGUAGAGAACAGCUGUGCGUACAUCCUGAAGUCAAGAAAGCAUCUACUAGCACAGUGCAGAACGCACUUUGUCGAAAGAUUGUCAAGAAUAAGAGUUGUGUUUUCAAGUCCAACACUGAAACCGUAAUUGCCAAAGAGAGCCCACAAACGAUGAUUCAGGAUAUCGAAGAACUGGUGCAAUUUGGGCUUUCUCAGAAAGCAUGUCCUUACUUUAUAUCACGAGAUAUUUUGGAAAAGGCAGAAGUCGUAUUCCUGCCAUACAACUACCUCGUAGAUUCAAACACUCGAACAACUCAAAAGAUUAAUGUCGCGAACGCCAUCUUGAUAUUUGAUGAAGGUCAUAAUCUGGAAGGUUCAUGCAGUGAUGCCACUUCAGUCGAAAUCACUACAAAGGACUUGAAUGAUUGUAUCAAGGAAGUGCAAUUAUGUGUCGAGAAAUUCAUGUCUCCACAUGAAGACUAUGUAGAAGUAUCACCCAAUGAUUUCGCCAUGCUCAAAGCCUUGCUGGUCAAGUUCUUGGAAGAUAUCGAGAACCUGAAGCUUUCCACCUCUUCCAACUCAUUGACCAAGUCUGGAGAUUACAUGUUUGAGCUACUUGCCCUUCUUAACAUCAGCGUCAUGACUGUGGGUGACCUCAUGCAAAUACUGGACGUUGCGGUGGAAGUUCUCAUAGCAGACGCUCAAGAAAAAGGGAGAUCAACCAAGUUGGGCUUGAUUGCUCUCAAACAAAUGUUAAGCAUUGUCUUUCCUGGAUGUGAUUCGAAACAAAGGCAACCCAGAGAUAUUCGGGCCUUGUCAAGGCAAUACAAGGUGCAUAUCCAGUCAGAAAACCUAGUCCAAUUCGGAGCAAGAAAGCCCGGUCAAGCUCCUGAACAAAUCCGAACCUUGAGCUUUUGGUGCUUUAGUUCUGGAAUUGCCAUGCAGGAUUUGAUCAUUUCAAAGAAUAUUCGGAGUGUUAUACUUGCUAGUGGUACCUUGAGUCCUCUUGACUCCUUUGCUUGUGAACUUGCCAUACCUUUCCCAAUACGGCUUGAAAAUCCACACGUAAUCGAGCCUCAUCAAGUGCAUGUCACUGUGGUUCCUGUUGGUCCAGCUGGUUACAAACUUAACUCGUCGUACGAAUAUCGGUCAUCUAAUGAGUAUAUUUCUGAUAUGGGCAACACAAUUGUGAAUUUUUCGCGGAUUAUACCUGAUGGUCUCUUGGUCUUCUUUCCAUCAUAUGGUGUCAUGUCAUCUUGUACCGAGUCUUGGAAGUUUGAGGCCCGUGGACAAAAAUCAAUAUGGGAUCGCAUUCGUCAAAACAAGGAAAUCAUCAUGGAGCCCAAAUCGAAGAAUGACUUUGCACAUGCCAUGGAUGAAUUCUAUGCAAAACUCAAAGAUCCUGCUCGUCGCGGUGCAGCAUUCUUUGCUGUAUUUCGUGGCAAAGCGUCAGAAGGAUUGGACUUCAGUGAUUCCAAAAGUAGAGCGGUUAUUAUAUGUGGAAUACCUUAUGCACCAUCGAAAGAUCCCAAGGUGUUGCUCAAGAGAGGGUAUCUAGAUUCGAACAUGUCUUUUGCACGAGCGCAAGGAAUCACGGCACUCUCAGGUCAAGAUUGGUAUAAACAGCAGGCCGUCAGAGCAGUCAAUCAGGCUAUAGGGCGUGUCAUUCGUCAUCGUCGUGAUUAUGGAGCUAUUAUACUGGCUGAUGAGAGGUUUGCUCAACCGCAAAACAUCAAACAGUUGCCAUUAUGGGUUCGACCAUACGUCAAAGUUGCAAGCAACUUUGGACAAGCGCAAAUGGAUUUGAUCAAGUUUUUUAAGAAUAUCGAUGAAGUCCAGAAACGAUUGGAUACCGCGGAACAAGCUUCUGACUUAUUUGAAGAAAUUCCAGAUACCCUAAUAUCUCAACGAACAGAUAGUACAGCCAGUCGGCCUCCGAAAUCGUCAUUUGCUACUUCACAUCCAGAGCAAAUCAAGGUCGCUAGUCAAACCAUGAAAAGAAAUGGCUCUAGGUCUCUGCUUGAUACUUUGCAAGGACAAAAGACUCAAGGCAUGGACUUUGAUUCUGUGAAUGGAGAUUCUCGAAAACCCAUUUCGCAGGGAUUUGGUGUACCAAACAGCCUUCAGAAUAUGAUGGGAGGAAUGGUCGGAACAGCUCCGUCUUCAUCAUCUUCACAAACAAGGCCGAUGCUAAAGCCAACAUCAUCGAGCAGUCAAAAGAAACCUACCCAGACAACCUUGUUUCUUCAAGGCUCUGGAUCUGUAUUAGCAACAGCAUCGUCAUCAUCAACCGCUACAACUGAGAAGCCAAAUGGUGCUCCAGAGUAUAUUGCAUCUGUCAAGAGAUCAGUUCCGACUGAAGUGUUUAAGAGAUUUGAGAACGCCUUGAAAGGUUUCAAGGCUGGUAAACUCAACGUUACAAACUUAAUCGACGAGUUGGUAGAGCUCUUUACGUGUGUGGACUCGAGUAGUGCAGAGACAUGGAUGUCUCUGAUGCUCGGAUUCAGAACAUUCCUUACACCGUCAAAACAAAAGGAAUUCGAUACAGCAGUUAGGAAUCUAGGUGUUGCGAUUUAA
This is a messenger RNA of Synchytrium microbalum, 3081 nucleotides long. RefSeq lists its product as uncharacterized. Gene Ontology annotation, biological process: negative regulation of t-circle formation; telomeric loop disassembly; regulation of double-strand break repair via homologous recombination. The coding region runs from base 1 to 3081 and encodes 1026 amino acids. The transcript has 20 exons. The record is from RefSeq and is a predicted model, not a curated record. Gene Ontology annotation, cellular component: nucleus. NCBI's taxonomy places the organism in Eukaryota, Fungi, Chytridiomycota, Chytridiomycetes, Synchytriales, Synchytriaceae. Gene Ontology annotation, molecular function: DNA binding; ATP binding; DNA polymerase binding.